AUGCUGGAGCAAACAUACCGGAGACUGGUGAACAAAAUGUUUAAGGAUCAAAUCGGGCAGUACAUGAACGUAUACAUUAAUGAUUUGCUGGUGAAGAGCAAAGAACUGGAACAACAGUUAGAUGACCUGAGGGAAGCAUUCAGAGGGUUACAACAAUACAAAAUGAAGCUUAACCCAACUAAAUGCACAUUCAAAGUACAGUCAGACAAAUUCUUAGGCUUCAUAAUGUCAAAACAGGGGAUUGAAGCCAAUUCGGAAAAAGUCCAGGCAAUUGCUGGAAUGGAACCACUGAGGAACCUAAACAACGUGCAAAGGCUAGUAAGGAGAAUAACGGCGCUCAACAGGAGGGGAUUACGAGUAUAUAUGAUCGCGAAAGGCAGCACUGAAGCAUACUACACAAUAAGGCUUGAAUUCAAGGUCCUUAACAAUGAGGUCGAGUAUGAAGCAGUAUUGGCAGGACUCGCCAUAGCAAGAGCCUUGGGAGAAAAGGAGGCUGACAUGAAAGCAUACACUCAAGUCGUGGUCAGCCAAAUAACUGAAGAAUAUUUGGUAAAGGGCAAGAGGCUUAAAAAAUACCUACAACAAGUCAACCAAGGACACGAACCAUUUGAUUACUUCCAAAUAAGCCGUAUCCCAAGGCAGGACAAUUGA
Juglans microcarpa x Juglans regia is the source of this 651-nucleotide messenger RNA. RefSeq lists its product as uncharacterized. The transcript is spliced from 2 exons. The record is from RefSeq and is a predicted model, not a curated record. The coding region runs from base 1 to 651 and encodes 216 amino acids. Gene Ontology annotation, molecular function: nucleic acid binding; RNA-DNA hybrid ribonuclease activity. NCBI's taxonomy places the organism in Eukaryota, Viridiplantae, Streptophyta, Magnoliopsida, Fagales, Juglandaceae.